CGGACAAGUGCGGACACAUUGGCCGCGGCGGAGCUCGGCGAGGCGCGCACGGCCCCAGGCGGCUGCGCCCAGUGGAGGCAGCGCCCGCCCGCCCGCAGAGCUCGGCCCGGCCCCCGCCGGCGCUCGUCGUGCCCUGCGAUCUUUCAGCCCUGCUCCGAGGUCGCGGUUCCCGGCCCAGGUCACUCCCCGGGCGCACGCGGCGGCGGAGGCAGCGGCGCCCCGGGCUCACCAUGGUGGCAGCGCGCGCCGGGUGCUCGCGCGUCGCCGGCCGCCCGAGCCGCAGCGCUGGCUGAGAGCAGUUCACCGAAGCCCCCUGCCCUUGCCGGCUCCCCGCCCCGCUCGCGCGUCCCUUCCGGCCGCCGCUGUCUAUGGCGCAGCCCCCCUCCCUGGAUCAUGCACAGAAACUUUCGCAAGUGGAUUUUCUACGUGUUUCUCUGCUUUGGCGUCCUCUACGUGAAGCUCGGAGCGCUGUCGUCCGUUGUGGCCCUGGGAGCCAACAUCAUCUGCAACAAGAUCCCUGGCUUGGCCCCGCGGCAGCGCGCCAUCUGCCAGAGCCGGCCCGAUGCCAUCAUCGUGAUUGGGGAGGGGGCGCAGAUGGGCAUCAACGAGUGCCAGUACCAGUUCCGCUUCGGACGCUGGAACUGCUCCGCCCUCGGCGAGAAAACCGUCUUCGGGCAAGAGCUCCGUGUAGGGAGCCGCGAGGCCGCCUUCACCUAUGCCAUCACCGCGGCUGGCGUGGCGCACGCCGUCACGGCCGCCUGCAGCCAGGGGAACCUGAGCAACUGCGGGUGUGACCGCGAGAAGCAGGGUUACUACAACCAGGCCGAGGGCUGGAAGUGGGGCGGGUGCUCCGCCGACGUGCGCUACGGCAUCGACUUCUCCCGGCGCUUCGUGGAUGCCCGCGAGAUCAAGAAGAACGCCCGGCGCCUCAUGAACCUGCACAACAACGAGGCCGGCAGGAAGGUCCUGGAGGAGCGCAUGAAGCUGGAGUGCAAAUGCCACGGCGUGUCGGGCUCGUGCACCACCAAGACGUGCUGGACCACGCUGCCCAAGUUCCGCGAGGUGGGCCACAUGCUCAAGGAGAAGUACAACGCGGCGGUGCAGGUGGAGGUGGUGCGGGCCAGCCGCCUGCGGCAGCCCACCUUCCUGCGCAUCAAGCAGCUGCGCAGCUACCAGAAGCCCAUGGAGACGGACCUGGUGUACAUCGAGAAGUCGCCCAACUACUGCGAGGAGGACGCGGCCACGGGCAGCGUGGGCACGCAGGGCCGCCUGUGCAACCGCACGUCCUCGGGCGCGGACGGCUGCGACACCAUGUGCUGCGGCCGCGGCUACAACACGCACCAGUACACCAAGGUGUGGCAGUGCAACUGCAAGUUCCACUGGUGCUGCUUCGUCAAGUGCAACACGUGCAGCGAGCGCACCGAGGUCUUCACCUGCAAGUGAGCGCCCCGCCGGCGCGCAUGCGCACACCGCUCGGCGCGCGCCCCCGCCGCCCCCCACUGCGGGGGGCUCCUUCCCGCCCCGCUGGUCUCUUCUUGUGGCGGAGCCCUGUCCCGGACCAGCCCAGAGGUGUCCCUCUGGGGCCUAGGGAGUUCCUGCUUUUCUCUGGGGAAGCGGACCCUCCGGGACUCGAGCAUCCCCUCCCCCGCCUGGUGGCACGGACGACGUGGAAAUGCCAUGCGGCCGGCCACGCCACGCGGGCCCCCACGCGGGACCCUUCCCCUGGCCGCACCCGCCGCCCGGGGCCUCGGGGUGGCCCGGGCAGAUGUUGACCAAGUUUAUUUAUGUGUCGUUAGUAUCAGAGAAGAGUAGCACUAAGGCAUAGCCAGUCCUAAGUGUACCCCGUGUGAGCGCAGCCCCUGGGACCCCCACUUGCUCUCCAGUUUCUGGACAGGGAGCAUCCCUCCUGCACAGCACCCUCUGACCCUGCCCCCAGAGGGCCGAGGAGAGCCACGGACAGGGACCCUUCUUGAAAAUCGUAUCACACAAAUCAAAAUGUCCCCCACCUCAGGCUCCAGGAGUGCUGCGUCCCCUCCCUAAUGCUGUCCCCCCUGCCCAGUGCCCCCGCCAGCCCAGCAGCCUCAGUUUACAGAGCCCACUCCUGCCCGGAGCCAACCGGAAGCCUUGGACAGCCCUGCGCUGGCUGGCGGUGGGCUGGCGGGUGGGGGGCGGGUCAGGGGUGUCUGCCUUCUUUGAUAG
Mustela lutreola (European mink) is the source of this 2199-nucleotide messenger RNA. RefSeq names its product Wnt family member 7B (gene WNT7B). The transcript has 4 exons. Gene Ontology annotation, cellular component: extracellular region. NCBI's taxonomy places the organism in Eukaryota, Metazoa, Chordata, Mammalia, Carnivora, Mustelidae. The coding region runs from base 394 to 1443 and encodes 349 amino acids. Gene Ontology annotation, biological process: multicellular organism development; positive regulation of JNK cascade; cell fate commitment. The record is from RefSeq and is a predicted model, not a curated record. Gene Ontology annotation, molecular function: cytokine activity; frizzled binding.